Messenger RNA from Girardinichthys multiradiatus, 2001 nucleotides. RefSeq names its product serine protease 1 (gene prss1). The record is from RefSeq and is a predicted model, not a curated record. Gene Ontology annotation, molecular function: serine-type endopeptidase activity. Gene Ontology annotation, biological process: proteolysis. Lineage: Eukaryota; Metazoa; Chordata; Actinopteri; Cyprinodontiformes; Goodeidae. The transcript has 12 exons. Bases 101 to 1696 code for a protein of 531 amino acids.
UGGGCGCAAGGGACUGAUAAAAAACUGAAAAUAGAGAGUUCCCCUCUAUAAAAACCCAACGCAUCUACCCCAGUUGUGUGUCGAUUCACUAGGUGCAACCAUGAAGUACUUCAUUCUCUUGGCCCUUGUUGCUGCAGCUUAUGCUGCUCCCCUUGAGGACGACAAGAUUGUUGGAGGCUACGAGUGCAGGAAGAACUCUGUGCCCUACAUCGCGUCUCUGAACAUUGGCUACCACUUCUGUGGUGGCUCCCUGAUCUCCAGCACCUGGGUGGUGUCUGCCGGUCACUGCUACCAGUCUCGCAUCAACGUCCGUCUUGGUGAGCACAACAUUGCCGUCAGUGAGGGAACAGAGCAGUUCAUCGACUCCACAAAGGUCAUCCGUCACCCCAGCUACAACAGCUACAACCUGGACAAUGACAUCAUGCUGAUCAAGCUGAGCAGGACUGUCGCCUUGAAUAGCAAUGUGGGCGCCGUAUCCCUGCCCUCCAGCUGCGCCGGCGCCGGCACCACCUGUCUGAUCUCUGGAUGGGGAAACACUCUCAGCUCUGGAACCAACUACCCUGAUACUCUGAGGUGCCUGGAUGCCCCCAUCCUGAGUGACACCAACUGCAGAAACUCCUACCCUGGAGAGAUCACCUCCAACAUGUUCUGCGCCGGAUUUCUGGAGGGAGGAAAGGACUCCUGCCAGGGUGACUCUGGUGGCCCCGUGGUGUGCAACGGUCAGCUGCAGGGUAUCGUGUCUUGGGGUUACGGCUGCGCCCAGAGGAACAAGCCUGGAGUCUACACCAAGGUGUGCAACUACAACACCUGGAUUCGCAACACCAUGUCCUCCAACUUGUGCAACGGUCAGCUGCAGGCUGUGGUGUCCUGGGGUUACGGCUGUGCCCAGGCAAACCGGCCUGAAGUUUACACCAAGGAUGCUUUUUCCCAGUUGUGUGUCGAUUCACUAGGUGCAACCAUGAAGUACUUCAUUCUCUUGGCCCUUGUUGCUGCAGCUUAUGCUGCUCCCCUUGAGGACGACAAGAUUGUUGGAGGCUACGAGUGCAGGAAGAACUCUGUGCCCUAUAUCGUGUCUCUGAACAUUGGCUACCACUUCUGUGGUGGCUCCCUGAUCUCCAGCACCUGGGUGGUGUCUGCCGCUCACUGCUACCAGUCUCGCAUCAACGUCCGUCUUGGUGAGCACAACAUUGCCGUCAGUGAGGGAACAGAGCAGUUCAUCGACUCCACAAAGGUCAUCCGUCACCCCAGCUACAACAGCUACAACCUGGACAAUGACAUCAUGCUGAUCAAGCUGAGCAGGACUGUCGCCUUGAAUAGCAAUGUGGGCGCCGUAUCCCUGCCCUCCAGCUGCGCCGGCGCCGGCACCACCUGUCUGAUCUCUGGAUGGGGAAACACUCUCAGCUCUGGAACCAACUACCCUGAUACUCUGAGGUGCCUGGAUGCCCCCAUCCUGAGUGACACCAACUGCAGAAACUCCUACCCUGGACAGAUCACCUCCAACAUGUUCUGCGCCGGAUUUCUGGAGGGAGGAAAGGACUCAUGCCAGGGUGACUCUGGUGGCCCCGUGGUGUGCAACGGUCAGCUGCAGGGUAUCGUGUCUUGGGGUUACGGCUGCGCCCAGAGGAACAAGCCUGGAGUCUACACCAAGGUGUGCAACUACAACACCUGGAUUCGCAACACCAUGUCCUCCAACUAGAUGGAAAAUGAAGUCACCGACAUCGGUCAUGGAGCUGAAGAAUCUGUUAUGACAAAUAAAUGCUCAAAAUAAUGUCCUUGUUUGUUUUAUUCACUGAAUAAACAGAGAUUAUCUAAUGAGAAUAACAAUGUUUUUCCUUUCAGCACAAAAAUAAAAGAAAAAACUGAAAUUUGUGAUUAACAAAAGCAGACUAUAUCACGGCCAGCUAUACACAAAUAUGUCAAAACAAUAACAAUAAAUAUGAAUUUCCAAGUAUUCUUUCAAUUUUAAAACUGAGCCAUUAAUAAAGAGCUUUAGAAAUCAAA